AUGGGGCGCCGGGCGCUCCUUCUGCUCCUGCCGCGGGUGCUGGCAGCACUGGGCGGCCUCGCGGACUCCGGGACUGAUGAAGCAAGGUGUAACAUGACAAGGCAAGCUGCAUGUGGGGACAGGUGCAUUCCCGUGGCCUGGCUCUGCGAUGGACAGCAAGAGUGCCCUGAUGGGACAGACGAGCAGUGUGAGGAAGCAUGUCGCGGACAUCCACAGGCCUGGCAGUGUGACGACGGGAAGUGUAUUUCUAGUAGCCGGCUUUGUGAUGGUACCGGGGAUUGCCUGGACGGCUCCGAUGAGGUUAACUGCGAGACUUCUGUGGUGUGCUCUGGACAGAAAAUCCAGUGUCCAGGACAGUCUCAGUGUCUCGAGCCUUGGGAACUCUGUGACGUCCCCCGGGACUGUGAAGAUGGGCUCAAUGAAGCACGCUGCUCCCCGAACCACUGCCUGGUGGGCCAGUGGCUGUGCAGGAACAAGCUGUGUGUCCCGGAGAGCUGGAGGUGCAAUGGGGUCAACGACUGCGGGGACUCCUCGGACGAGGACGCCUGUGCCUCCUGUCCAGAAGGCAUGGUGAGAUGUGAUGAAGGGAAAUGCAUCCUGGAAUCCCUGAUGUGUGACGGGGAACUUGACUGCGUAGAUGGUGCUGAUGAACCGGCUACAUGUGGGAGGAACUGCUCCGUGGCCAAUGGGGGCUGUGAGGGACAGUGCGGUGACACCGCCUGGGGAGUCCAGUGUUCGUGUGGAGCUGGGUGGCAGUUACAGCCGGACGGCCAGAGCUGUGCAGAUAUAGAUGAGUGCUCCCAGGCCUACAGUCCCUGUGGCCAGCUGUGCCGUAACAUCCCAGGCUCCUACUCCUGUGCGUGUGUUCAAGGUCACCAGCUCUACAAUGGGACCAGUUGUCGAGUUAUAGAUGAUGCUGUUAAAAUUCUUAUAGCGGCAAAGAGAGAACUUGGGGUCCUGGAUCGGAGAACAGGCAUCUAUGAGCCUCUGGUUCCUGUAAACUCGAGGCCGACUUCUGUCGCCUAUGAUCUCGACAGAAGCAUGUACUUUUGGGUGGAUGAAGUCUUACACGUGUUUGUCUUUGGGAAGCCAAACCCAGUUCCUCUCUAUCCAGAACUUCAGGCCGUGGACAGUAUCUCUUUGGACUGGCUCACGGGGCUGCUGUAUUGGGCUAGCAGCUUCACGAGGGUCAUCGGUGCUGGCUUGAGUGAUGGCAGAGGCUACGUCAAAAUCUUGGAGAAGGAUCUGGUGCCAGAGCAGCUCAUCGUGUUUCCCCCGAAGAAGUCAUUGUAUUGGGUAAAUCGUGGUAAGAAAGGCACGAGAACUCUCGAGGCUGCAGGGAUGGACGGCUCGGAUCGGAAGGUGCUCGCAGCUGUCCACAUGGAGGACCCCGUGGCUGGCCGCCUCUACUGGAUCAGCAAGUAUAAAGAGUCCAUAGAGACGAUCAACGUGGAUGGCAGUGGGAGGCACACCUUUCCUGAGAUCUUCUUGGAAGACGACAACCCAAUAGGACUAGCUAUAUUCGAGAACUCCUUCUUCUGGGCAAAUAAAAUACAUCUGUAUCACACUUCACCCCACACCCCCAAGGAGAGAGUGGUGUUGCUCAAUGCUUCCAUAUCUGCUUUCUCCAUCCUCCACAAAUCCCAGCAGCCCAAGGGCAUACCCCCAGCAUGUGCUCCAGGCUCAUGCAGCCACCUCUGUCUCCUGUCCCCCAUCCAUCCCAAGGGCUAUAAAUGUGUUUGUCCAGAGGGAAUGUUCCUUUUGCCUUCCGGUACAUGUAGCGAGUUAAAGAUAGUAUUUUCGUCUGGCAAACGUCUCUACUUAUUGAAAGUUGGUUUUAUGGGAACUGCUAUAGAGAGAACCCUAGUUCAAGAGCAUCCUAGAAACAUCUAUUUACUGGAUAUUGAUUGGAAAAGAAACCUCGUCUACUGGACAAAUGCCGAGGGACAGCUGUUCUGCUCAGCUGGCUAUUCAGGAGAAAAGCAAGAGAUUUGGACAGAGCACACAGUCUGCUCAGCAAAGGUGGACAUAUCCACGGGGAACUUGUACUGGCUGCCGUGUGACCGACGUGCUAUCCAGAAGACUGGACUCCCCGGCCCAGACACCCGGACCCUCUACACGACAGGCCGCAUUAUACUGCAUCUUCUUCUUGACUGGCCAGAGAGACUGCUCUACUGGGUGGAGAGUGGGAAACACUUGCAAAGCAUGACCCUCGAUGGCAAAACCAGAUGGCAAGUCUGGACGGGCACCUGGACAGCAGACACCCACAUGACCUUGGACCUCGGCGCGUCUAGCAUCCUCUGGACAGCCAAAGGGUCAGGUUUGCAAAGUCUGAGUCUCCUAAAAAAUAGAACAUACACUUUGAACAAGACCUGGAGUGACGGCAUUCUUGCAGCUCACGAGCCCUACCUGGUGACCGUGCACAGGGGAACCCUCCUGCUGUGGGACAGGAGGACACUGGAGCCCUUCGCCGUGUCAAAAGAGCCGUAUGUGAGGACAAUGAUCAUCCUGGCUGAGAACCAGCAAGUCCCAGAUCCUGAGCUCGAAGGAGUGGCUGCAGAUGGUCCUCUUGUGCUUCCUCUUACACCCCCGUUGCUCUGUACCCCGUCUUCUGUCCCCUGUCGGAACGGGGAGGAAUGCGUUUCUCGGGAGUACCUCUGCGAUGGCAAGCCGGACUGUCAGGACGGCUCGGACGAAGGGGACUGUGCCCGGUUCUGCAGCAGACCAGGGCUCUUCCAGUGUCUGAACAGAAACCAGUGCGUCGAGGAGACGUUCCGCUGUGAUGGGGCUCAGCAGUGCUCCGAUGGGUCUGACGAGCUGGGCUGCUCGAAGCCCGCUGAAGAAUGUUCUCUGCGUUGUGACAACGACACCCUCUGUGUCCCCAAGAGCUGGCUGUGUGACGGCCACCCCGACUGUUCUGACAGGAGCGAUGAACAAGGAUGUGUUCAGGCGAAGUGCAGCGCCUUUGAAUUUCAAUGCGAGAACGGCCAAUGCAUCUCGCACUUUCUGCACUGCGACAGGAACCGAGACUGCCUGGACCACUCGGAUGAGGAUGGCUGCUCUGGGGCCUGGCCGCUGCAGUGUCCGUCGGGGGAGGUGAAGUGCCGGGGCAGCGGAGAGUGCGUGCCCGUGGCGUGGCUCUGUGACCGUGACUUCGACUGUGAAGAUGGGACUGACGAAAAGGACUGUGAACCCGAGAAGCUUCGCUGUGGCUCCAGGCAGUGGUCCUGUGCCGGUGGAGACCAAUGUGUGCCUGACGUGUGGCGCUGUGACGGGCAGAGAGAUUGUGAGGAUGGCAGCGACGAGGCUGGGUGCCGCCCCGAGAAGUGCCCGAGCUCUGAGUUCCAGUGCCGCUCCCUCGGCUGCCUCGACCUCCGCCUGCUGUGUGACGGGAAGGAGGACUGUGCGGACGGCUCCGAUGAAGGUGGGAUGUGCCUGUCGUCAGCAUGCAGCGGGGCGCGGUGUUCCCACACCUGCUACCGGUCCCCGCACGGGCCUGUAUGUGCUUGUGAGCAAGGCUUCGAGCUGGGGAGCAGUGGCCGGGUCUGCAAGGAUGUGGACGAGUGCCAGAAGCCGGGUGGUCAGCCUUGCAGUCAGACCUGUGUCAACACUCAGGGCUCCUACCGCUGCACCUGUCACCCUGGCUACUCACUGGAGCCUGAUGGCCACACCUGUAAAGCAGCAGGUACCGAACCCAUCCUGCUGGUGGCGAUUCAGUUCAACCUCCUCCUCUACGGCUUGAGGAGCUUGAAGGAGGACAUUCUGACGACUGUGGACAAGAACGUGAUGAUCUUCUCCAUUGACUAUGACUUAGUGGGGCAGAAGGUCUUCUGGAUGGAUCCCGGUGCCGAAAGCAUUAAGUGGAUUAGUAUGGACACAAAGAGGAAAGGGACCGUGGUGAAGGGGAUGAAGUCAGACUGUGUGGCGGUCGACUGGAUUGGGAGGAACCUCUACUGGGUGGAUGGGACAGCAGGCCAGAUUUCGGCCAUUCAGCUGACGGCUGUGUGGAGAGGAAGAUGCGAGCACACGAUUGUCCUGGGCGAUGACUUGGCUCAGCCACGGUCUUUGGCUUUAGAUCCGCUAAAUGGGUUAAUGUACUGGUCUGAAAUCGGAGGAGAACCUCAAAUAGAACAAGCGGGGAUGGACGGUAGUGGCAGGAAAGUCCUCAUCAGUCAAGGUCUUGGCUUGCCAACCAGCAUAGCUCUCGACCGGUUGAGCUGGAAGAUAUUCUGGUCUGAUGACAAAUUUCACUGUAUUGGCUCUGCUAAUCUGGAUGGUACUGGUGUUAGCAUGUUGCAGCUAACACAAAUCAGGAGCCCCUUUUCGGUCGUUGUGUUUGAAGAUGAAGUCUUCUGGUCUGAGAUGAAGACGAGAACAAUACAGCGCGUGAAGAAGACAACAGGCAAGAACAGGGUUGUUCUCAUCAAGCGUUCCCAGCAGCCUCAUGGACUCAAGAUAAUGCACGAAGUACUCCAGCCCAAGGCUCCUAAUCCCUGUCUGGACGCCCGCUGUUCUCACUUGUGCCUUCUGAGCCCGCGAUCCAAGGCAAGCUGUCGUUGCCCAGUUGGCCUCCUGCUCGCGGACGACGGCACCACCUGCAUUCCGCUCGAGGAUUCUGCAUUUCUGUUCCUCGCGUUGCCCACAGCUAUCAUGCAGAUUUAUCUGAAAAAUCUAGAAGCUUUACUAGGACGACCAACUUUACCAGAACAUAGGAUACUUCCCUUUACCGAUGUGAACCAGCUUGCAUCCCUGGAUUACAUAGUCCAGGAAAAGGCUCUCUACCUUUCAGAGUUGGAUAAUGGUGAUAUCAGGCUACUGAGGCUCAAAGAAUCUGGAAAACUCUCUUGGAGGAAAAUCCUAAUGGUGGAGGGAACAGUCACCGACUUUGCUGUGGACUGGUUGAGUGGAAACAUAUAUUGGAUUGACAGUGAGAAUCCUCACAUCAAUGUAGCUUCCUCAAAAGGCCAGUAUCCCACUGUGCUGGUCAGUGAAAAUCUCUACCGGCCAGCCUCGGUUGUGCUCCACCCGCCCUCUGCAGUCAUGUGCUUUGCGGACCUGGGUGCCCAGGACGAUGGCGGGCGUGGGUCCAGCAUUGAAUGUGCCUCCAUGGACGGCCGCAGGAGGAAGGUGCUGUGGCAGAAAUCCCAGGUCCCUGCGGGCCUGACCUUGUCAGAUUCGGGAACCCGAGUUUACUGGGCUGAUACUGGGCGAGGCCUCAUAGAGAGUAUUCAACAAGAUGGCUCUGGGUACAGAGUAGACCGCAGAGGCAUUGAGGGCCUUACCCUCUUUACCAUUGGACAAGGCGUGAUGUUCUGGAUGACAACUGAUGAUGCACAAAUCACUAAAGUUUGGUACGGCAAGGCAGAACUUUCAGAAGACCAGUGGUUCCAAAUAGAUCAGAAGAUUGUGGAUUUAAAAGUUUACAGUAAACUUAGUCAACAGGGUAGUAACAGCUGCUCCAAAGACAACGGAGGGUGCAGCCACAUGUGUCUACCAAACCCUGAAGGAGCGACGUGUAAAUGCCCCAGUGGGCACUACUUGGCUAACGAAAGCAAAUGUGUUGAAGCUGUCCCGUGCUCUGAGCCGUCCCGGGCCUGUGAGGAUGGUCGGGAGUGCAUUUCCAUGGAGCAAGUUUGUGACGGUCAUGCUGACUGUCUGGAUGGAUCUGAUGAGAUGCGCUGUACGUAUCCAGAUAAAACCCAUUCAACACCAACAUCUAAAAAUGCAGAGGCUGGAAAAAGGUUGACUCCAGAAGCUUCCCUACCUUUCCAAGCUCCCAAGUCCACCAAGUCUAGAUAUCCGGGUCCAGAGGGGAUGAGUUAUCCUGUCAGAAAAACACUAAUCCCUCCAGUUUCUGCUAGAGAAAGCAAGAACUCAGACACCAAGGAAAAAGGCAAGCUUGUCCAGCCCAAGAACUUACAGAGAGCAAAACAUCUACCCUGUAGCACAGAUUUCUGUAGCGGGAGGGGAAUCUGUACAAUGGUAGGCCUGCUGAGAAAGUGCCGCUGUCCGAUGGAAUAUGGUGGAGAGUUCUGUGAAGAGCCAGCACGUGGACCUGCCCCUGGCUACAUCGCCCUCAGCUUAACCAUUGUCUUAGCAGUCGCACUAGUCGCUCUGGGAGCAUUUGUCUGUUCCAGAAGAGACCACAAAUUCAAAAGAAAUAGUGCAGCAGCAUCAAGAAAUUCGACCCGCCAUAAAGACAAUACCCAAGAGGAGGAGAAUCUAAUGAACAGUGAGACUUUUGUCAACGAGGCCUAUGAUGAGCAGGAAACCAAUGGGGGAGAGAUCAUUGAUGUUGGGAGCGAUGCACCAGGUUCCUACUAUUUUAACUGCUGGAAGGCUUUUGAAAUCCAGAGAAACCAGGAACUAGAACAUGGAGUUUGUUGCUAUCAUUUACCAGAUUUACAGAUCAGUCUGUUUCCUCAGCCUUCACUGUUCACAUUUACUUCUCUCCUCUCAGUCUCAUCUAAUUCUUAA
Lontra canadensis (Northern American river otter) is the source of this 6477-nucleotide messenger RNA. RefSeq names its product prolow-density lipoprotein receptor-related protein 1-like. Lineage: Eukaryota; Metazoa; Chordata; Mammalia; Carnivora; Mustelidae. The record is from RefSeq and is a predicted model, not a curated record. Gene Ontology annotation, molecular function: calcium ion binding; protein binding.